Messenger RNA from Vigna radiata var. radiata (mung bean), 1428 nucleotides. RefSeq lists its product as uncharacterized. Bases 1 to 1428 code for a protein of 475 amino acids. The record is from RefSeq and is a predicted model, not a curated record. Gene Ontology annotation, biological process: positive regulation of growth. NCBI's taxonomy places the organism in Eukaryota, Viridiplantae, Streptophyta, Magnoliopsida, Fabales, Fabaceae. The transcript has a single exon.
AUGGCCCUCGAAACCUGGCUCAUCAAGGUCAAAACGGCGCUGUCGCACAGCCUCACGAAGAAACCGUCGUUUUCCUCGUCGAAGCCAAAGCACGUCGCCGUUUUGUCCUUCGAGAUCGCGAACGUGAUGUCGAAGCUCCUCCACCUCUGGCAGUCCCUCUCCGACGCCAACGUCAUUCGCCUCCGCAACGACGCCAUCGCGCUCGAAGGCGUGCGCAAGCUCAUCUCAAACGACGAGUCUUUUCUUCUAAGCCUCGCCGUGGCCGAGUUCGCCGACUCGCUCAGACUCGUUGCCAACUCGGUCUCCCGACUCAGCAACUACUGCCACGAACCUUCUCUCCGAUCCUUCCACCGAAUCUUCACCGAGUUCGCGAACUCAGGCCUCGACCCGCGCGCGUGGACCCUCACCACCCCGAAAGACAUCGAAACCAAACACAGAAAAUUGCAACAUUACGUGACUCUCACGGCAACACUCCACAAAGAAAUCGACGCUCUCACGCUCCUCGAAAGCGCGUUUAAAAAAGCGCUUCUCAACGCUGACAACGCCGCCACCGAACACUCCUCUCACAAAAAACUAAGCGAUCUUCAGCAGAAGAUUUUCUGGCAGAAGCAAGAGGUGAAGAACUUGAAGGAACGGUCGUUAUGGAACAAAAACUUCGAUGGGGUUGUUUUGUUGUUAGCAAGGUUUGUUUUCACCGUGUUAGCGCGGAUUAAAGUUGUCUUCGGAAUCGGCCAUAGUAGUAGUGUUCCCUUUUUGUCACGUAGUUUGUCUUCCGUUUAUCCCUCCGAUCACCAAAACCCUAUUUCUUCUUGCUCCUUUGUAUCUGGGCCGUUGAAAAGCUCAAAACUUGACGACGAAAAUGAAAAUUUGGGAAAUGGGUUUUUCGAGUCUAAUUGCAAGGUGUUGAAGUUGAAGGGUGACGGUGACAGUGAUACUUUGGGUGCUUCAGCUUUGGCCUUGCACUAUGCAAACUUGGUAAUGGUGUUGGAGAAGAUGAUAAAGUCACCCCAGUUGGUUGGGGUGGAUGCCAGAGAUGAUUUGUAUGGGAUGUUACCAAGUAGCAUAAGGUCAUCUUUAAGGGCAAGAUUGAGAGGGGUGGGGUUUUCUGCAUGUGAUGAUCACGUGCUCGCCGGAGAAUGGAGGGAUGCAUUGGGGAGGAUUCUGGGGUGGCUGGCACCAUUGGCACAUAACAUGAUAAAGUGGCACAGCGAAAGAAGCUAUGAGCAGCAGAACUUAGUACCAAAAACCAAUGUGUUGUUGUUGCAGACUUUGUUCUUUGCAAACAAAGAGAAGACAGAAGCUGCCAUCACUGAGCUGCUUGUGGGGUUGAACUAUGUUUGGAGGUUUGAGAGGGAAAUGACAGCUAAGGCAUUGUUUGAAUGUACCAAAUUUAAUAAUGGCUUCUUAAGCUUGCACAAGCCCAGCUAA